Candidula unifasciata is the source of this 1954-nucleotide messenger RNA. NCBI's taxonomy places the organism in Eukaryota, Metazoa, Mollusca, Gastropoda, Stylommatophora, Geomitridae. The record is from the annotation of a GenBank genome assembly.
UAUACGUCGAUUGUUGUCCAAUGAAGGAACAGAACGGGAAGAAAAUGACUACCCUAACAGGGCAUCUAGAGGUAGAGGAAGAGUUUUUGGAAUGACAAGACACAGCAUGGAUGACAGUGGACCCCCAACUAAGAGAAGAGCUGUUGGCGGAGCAUUCUCUAGGCUGGGACCGGUCCCUGUUCGCAGGAGGGACAGAGAAGACAGCCCAUAUGAAGAGGAACUACCCAAUAAGCUGUCUGUCCAUUCCUCCGUUGUGUCCACCUCUAGAGAGUCCAAAAAUAGAAAGGAAAUCAUGCAGGAACAAACCAAGGAUAAAGAGGGAAUGCAGAGAAAUAGACGAAUGUUUGGACUACUAUUAGGAACCCUAAACAAGUUCAGAACUGAGUCAAAGACUAUGGAAUCGAAGGAGUAUCAGAGAAAGAGAAUUGAAGAAAAGGUGGAGGAGAAUGCAGAGAAGGAGAAGAGGAAGUUCAAACAGGAGACCAAGCUUCUGAUUGAAGAGAUGCACCUGGAGCAGUCCAAGAUCUCACGUCUUCAGCAAAAAAUGGAAAUGGUUCAGGAGCAUGCAGAGCGGGCAGGAGAGGUUAAGAAACUGAAGAACUUCAUUGUGACCAAAACUCAGCCUAGGAUUUUCUGGAAACCCUUGCACAUGUCUGCAGCUUUAGAAAACAAACUGAAAGAGUCUAAGAAGUUUGUUGAUGGUAUGCUUCAGGAGAGCAAUGAUCGUCUAGAGAAAGAGAUAAAGGAACUCAUGGAGAGAGAGAACAAGCGUGAAGAGAGGAUCAAGAUGCGGCUCAGAGAGGAUGGUCUCUUAGAAGAUGGAGAUGGGAAGGGAGAGGUAGGGGAAGAUGAGGGGCAUAAUAAUGAAAGCAUGGGGGAGUCUGGGAGGGUUGUUGAAGUCAAAGAAGAGAUUGAUCAGCCGAACCCCGUGGCAGAGAGACUAGGCCAGGACCAUGAGGAGGAGAGGUUGGAUGCUGAGAUGGAUGAUUUGGGUGACUCCAGAAAAAAGUCCAGGAGGACAGUUGUCGUCGAGAGGGAGGUUAGUAGUGAUUCGGAAAGCGAAAUGGAGCAGGAGCACCAUGAAAGUGAGAAGUCGGAUGUAGAUAAGGAUCAUGCCGGCUCAGACAAGGAAACGGAAGGAAACACAAGUGGUAUUCAGCCUGGCUUAGAUGAACCAGCGGCAGGUAAGAAGGGUGGAGCAAAUGAGGAUCUUUCUGCGGAUGGACACAGAGAUGAUAAAGAACCUGGAAGCAGUGCAUCUGAAAGUGAGAGUAGUGACAGUGAAAGAGAGCUGGCCAGAGAGAGACAAAGACAUAAGGACAAAGAGGAGCAGAGAAAUAAGGACAGAGAGGAGCAGAAGAAUAAAGACAAAGAGGAGUGGAGAAAUAAGGACAAAGAGGAGCAGAGAAAUAAGGACAGAGAGGAGCAGAGAAAUAAGGACAAAGAGGAGCAGAGAAAUAAGGACAAAGAGGAGCAGAGAAAUAAGGACAAAGAGGAGCAGAGAAAUAAGGACAAAGAGGAGCAGAGAAAUAAAGACAGAAACCACAAGGAAAGUAGGAGGGACAGAAAAAGAGACAAGAAGGAGGACAGCGAAGAAAGGAAUACUGAGAGACACAGAAGAAGUGAAGAUAAGAGGCAUUCAAAGCGUGACUCUGGAGAUAAAGGAAAACGUGACUCUGGAGAUAAGGGAAGAUCAAGAAGGGAGAGUCAUGAAGAGAAGCGAGACAAAGACCGAAGGAGAGAUAGCCACGACGGUGGCAAGAAAUCCAGCAGCCAUCGUACAAAAGACAGGAAAAGAUAUAGUGAUAGCGAGGAAAGUGAUGUUGAAGUUAAACAAGAGAAAGACGUUGGCAAAAACAAAGAUACCUCUCAGUCAGAGUCAUCAAAUAGAGAUAGGGAUACUGUUCAGAGAAGACCAAAGGUCCUUGAUGAUGCUGAAGUGGAGAUUGAUUAA